Paraglomus brasilianum is the source of this 819-nucleotide messenger RNA. Lineage: Eukaryota; Fungi; Glomeromycota; Glomeromycetes; Paraglomerales; Paraglomeraceae. The record is from the annotation of a GenBank genome assembly.
AUGGUAUUAAUGGCUGUUUCUGAAUAUGCCUUUUCUACGCUGAAGUUUAUAGCGGUUGCCGUAGUUCUUUUCAAUUACAAAUCUUGGCCAUUGGUUUAUCAUAUUCGAAGUUUUUUUGCUUACAGAAAAGGGUUGAAGAGACUGCGCGAGAAACAAAAGAAUUUAAUUUACACUUCAGUACAGAGUCACAGACUAUGGCCUGAUGAUGUAGGCGAUUUCAUAACGAAUCUGCUUGGCCGCUUUUUGUUCAGAGAUCUAACAGUUAUUUCUCAUAAUCUAGAUGGAUAUAAAUUUUCACAUGAACAACAGGUAAGAGAGAGUAGAGAUCAUCUGUUUGUCUUGACAACACAAAUUCAAAGAGUACCUCUUCCGUUUAGUUCAUAUAAUAAGCUUUUGGAUUACGCCCGCUAUGCUCAUGUGGUUGGACAAUGGGGUACUCCAUUGAUCAAGAAGGAAUUAUUUCUACACAACGCAGGUGUUCAAACAUUCUUCAAGAAAGAGAUCCCACCAUUUGCGGAAUUCCUAGUCGAGACACGUCUUCUCAACUGGGAUGAAAAAUGGGUGUUCCUCGUUCACCGCUUUGUUCUGAAAAGGACAAAAGUAACUUCUUGCAUUUGUACUAGUAAAUUAGUAUUCAAACAACCGAAUGGAAAGACUGUCCGGCCAGAGAAGGUAUUCGAAUUGUGUGGAUACGUUUGUAAUAGUGAACAAGAACGGCAGGCGAGAGACAUGUUAAGAGAUAAAGGAAGGAAGUAUGCCGAGUCUAUACUUCAAAUGGACGGGUUAUUCGAAGAGAGUGAGUUUUGGAACGAGGAUUGA